GAGAUUUGAGUCUCUGAUCGUUAUUUGAAAAAUGGCUGCAGAAGCGAGCGGCGCGUCAGUGAGUGACAGAGAUACAGCAGAAGGAGAUGCUUCAUUUGGAGAUUUGACUACGAACAUGGAGACUGAGUCUUCAAAUGGCAAAGACACUAUGGAUACAGCUGGUGACAGUUCAGAAGCGGCUGAUGGACAGAUGGGUUCAGGAGACGAUGAGAACGGCCGUCAGUUGGGUGAUGUGGAGUUGCAGUGCGCUCUCUGUAUGAAGUGGUUCACAGCGGACACUUUCAGCAUUGACACGGCAACUUGUCUUCCAUUCAUGACCAAUUAUGUGUUUCAUUGCAACGUGUGUCAUCACAGUGGAAACACUUAUUUUCUAAGGAAACAAGCAAAUUUAAAGGAGAUGUGCCUGACCGCUUUGGGGAAUCUUACAUGGAGGUCCAGGACUCAGGACGAACAUCCCAAAACAAUGUUUUCUAAAGACAAGGACAUCAUUCCCUUCAUUGACAAAUAUUGGGAGUAUAUGACGACCCGUCAAAGACCCGGCAAACUCACGUGGCCAAAUAACAUUGUCAAGACCAUGAUUAAAGAGCGUGACGUUUUUCUGGUGAAGGAACAUCCAGACCCGGGCAGCAAAGACCCUGAGGAGGAUUAUCCUAAAUUUGGUUUGCUUGAUCAGGAUCUGGGUAAUAUUGGACCAUCAUAUGACAACCAAAAGCAAAUGACAGUCCCAGGAGCUGGAGGUCUGAACGGUGGAUCAACUUUUCAAGGUGGUCUUCCAGGAGCAGCUUCAGGUAAAGGCAGAGGAGCCAAACGCAAACAACAGCAGCAGCUGGACGGGACGUCUGCAGGAACGGCCAAAAGAACACGCAGUGACCCCCUGUUCUCCGCUCAGCGUUUGCCGCCUCAUGGGUACCCACUUGAGCAUCCGUUCAACAAAGACGGUUAUCGCUACAUCUUAGCAGAACCGGACCCUCACGCUCCCGACCCUGAGAAACUGGAGCUGGACUGUUGGGCUGGAAAACCCAUUCCUGGAGAUCUGUACAGAGCGUGUCUGUAUGAAAGAGUACUGCUGGCCCUACAUGAUAGAGCUCCACAGCUGAAGAUCUCAGACGACCGAUUGACGGUAACCGGAGAGAAAGGUUAUUCUAUGGUCCGAGCGUCUCACGGUGUCAGAAAGGGAGCGUGGUAUUUUGAGGUCACUGUGGAUGAAAUGCCUCCUGACACUUCUGCUCGACUGGGCUGGUCUCAACCUUUAGGUAAUCUUCAGGCUCCUCUGGGUUAUGAUAAAUUCAGCUACUCGUGGCGCAGUAAGAAAGGAACGCGCUUCCAUCAGUCUAUAGGGAAACAUUACUCUGAGAGCUACGGUCAGGGGGACAUCUUGGGCUUUUACAUUGCCCUGCCCGACGACACGGAGACCGCAAAGGCUUUGCCAGAUACUUACAAGGACAAAGCUUUGAUCAAAUUCAAAAGCUACCUGUACUUUGAAGAGAAAGAUUACGUGGACAAGGCCGAGAAGAAUUUAAAACCAAACAGCAGUAGUCGUAUUAUAUUUUACAAGAAUGGAGUGAAUCAAGGUGUGGCGUAUGAGAAUCUGUAUGAGGGGAUGUAUUACCCGGCCAUAUCCCUCUACAAGAGCUGCACUGUGUCUGUUAAUUUUGGACCUCACUUUAGAUACCCACCAAAGGACAUCAAGUACCAGCCGAUCAGUGAUAUGGGAUGGGGUGCCGUCAUUGAACACACACUGGCAGAUAUGUUGUACCACGUUGAGACUGAUGUAGACGGUCGACGCAGUCCCCCUUGGGAGGGUUAAACCAACCACCUUCAUCUAGAUGACAACACAGAUGCCAAAUAAAGUCUCGUGCACGAGCAUGUGCUCAUAAACGGUCACCACGCACAGAGUUUUUUCAUGCAAUAAUUUUUUUUUU
Molecule: messenger RNA, 1922 nt
Organism: Paramisgurnus dabryanus
Lineage: Eukaryota; Metazoa; Chordata; Actinopteri; Cypriniformes; Cobitidae
Gene: ash2l
Product: ash2 like, histone lysine methyltransferase complex subunit
Cellular component (GO): Set1C/COMPASS complex
Molecular function (GO): protein binding; transcription cis-regulatory region binding
Source: RefSeq, a predicted model, not a curated record